AGAAUUCCAAAGAUAGAGUUUGACGAAGAGGAAAACCGAAAAUAGGCGCAUUUCUCAAAUCAAAGGAAAAAAUCAUACCGUGUGACCUCAAAACCGACAACUUUACAAUAGGUCGACUUGACGAAUAUGUAUGACCCAUUUUUCUCACCGGGUCAAAAUUAAAACGGGUAAACAUGACAAAUCAACUCGAGAGUUGACAACCUUAAUUCUAUUCGAUCAAAUCAUACCACUUUGUAUAUUUAAAUUUUAAUCGUACGGUCACUUUUUCUGAUUUCAUCUCUUUUUAGGGAAAGUCUGUGGUUCCAUCUCUACGAGUACUAGUAUAUUAUGGUAAAACUAAAAACUGAAAUAAUGACCGCUCGCUGAAGUUGCCUGGAUCGGCGAUAAAAGAAAAGGGAAAAUAUCAGUAAUAAACAAAGAAUUCUACAAAAAAUGAUAAUUAGAGAAAGGUGAUUUUUCGGAUUCGAGAAUUGGGUAUGCAGUAAGCAUCUCCUUUCCUCCCCCUGUGGUUAGAUCGGGACUUCCCAUCUCUCUCUCUGCUCUGUUUCUUCUUCUUUACUUCUCUUCGUUCAUUUCCCCUUUUCUUCUGCCCUUCCUCGCUUUGGAUUCACAAUCUUAAUCCUCCACUCUAGCUAGCAGCCUUCCGUUUCAACUAGCGAGCGCCCAAAAAAUGUCGGAGAAAGUAUUCCCAGCUUCGAAACCGGCGGCAAAUGGCACGGCCGGGACCAACGGCACCGCCGCCGCCCCGGCCGCCGCCGCCACCACCGUCCCCAACCCAACUGCCGCCACUAACAAAUCCCACCUCUACAACCCAACUUCACGCCUGCCGUACCGCCCCCAGCCCCACAACCGACGGCGCCGAACGCGGAGCGGGAGGAGCAUCUGCUGCUGCUGCUGCUUCUGGACAAUUCUCGUGAUCCUCCUGCUCCUCCUGGUGGCCGCAAUCGCCGGCGCCGCGCUGUACACCCUCUACCGCCCCCACCGCCCGGCCUUCUCGAUCCCGUCCCUCCGAAUCCAUCGCCUGAAUCUCACGACCGCCGCCGACUCCGCCACGUCCCACGUCUCUACGCUCCUCAACUUCACGGUCAUCGCCAAGAACCCCAAUUCCCACCUCUCCUUCUUCUACGACCCAUUCACCGUCAGCGCCUCCUCCGGCGACGUCUUCCUCGGCAACGGGACCCUCCCGGCGUUCUCGCUGAGCAAGAAGAACGAGACGAGCCUGAGGAACGUGGUGGUGUCCGGGUCGAACGAGGUGGACGCGGAGUCGGUGAACGGGCUCAGAUCGGAUCUGAAGAAGAGGAAUGGAGUGGCGGCGCUCAAGAUUCAGCUGGACACCAAAGUGGUUGUGAAGGUGGGGAAGGUGAAGACGAAGAAAGUUGGGAUUCGGGUCACCUGUGAGGACAUUAAAGGGACGGUACCGAAAGGUAAGGCUCCUCCCUCUGUUGCUGUAACUGCUGGGUCCAAGUGUAAGGUGGAUCUGAGAAUCAAGAUCUGGAAGGUCACUUUCUGAGUAAGCUUUCAUAGUCAUGGAUCCAAUUACUGUUUUUUUUUCUUCUUUUUCUUCUUAUUUCUUCCCCACCCUUUUACUCAAAUUGCUCCCAUCUUAAUUCCUUCUUCUUCUUCUUGUAACCUCCUCUUUGUUCUUUUUUCCCAUUGCUCGUUUGGGUCUGUUUUGCUUUUCUGGGUUUGUCCUGUUUUCUUCAUCUUUUGAUCUUUGGGGGGGAUCUGUAAACAUUUUGCGGAAUUUGUGAACAUUGCAAUUACGAAUUUGAGGAAGAGGAUGACAGAGGUGAUUCAGAUCGGGAGAAGGAAUAUUUCAUUUUCUUGAGCUUUAAGGUUUUCCCUGUGUUGUUGAAUUUUGGAUAAUACAGUCGAGGAAAUGUUCUGUUUGUAGUUGGAAAGAUGAAUCUCCUCCUCCUUCUUGGUGAAUUCUGUCUGUGCCGAUAUGAGUUUACGGUAAAGUAAAGCAAAGUUGGGAAGGGAAUCAAAUGGGUGGCAAAAGGAGAGAAACAGAACGCUAGAUCCAAGAUGGGGAGGAGGAGGGUGGCUUGGCUUUUGGCUCCUCCGGGGUUUCCUCCUCCCUCUAUCUGCUAAUUCUGCUUUAACUAAUUAAUAAUUAAUUAUAUAUCUCUACUGAAUUCAGUAGUAGUUGUCGUUUUUUAGUUUGUGGGUUAAGUUGAUAAAAUGGGCGGUGCCUGUUUUCAAUUUCAUUAUAAUUUUUCUUUUAGGAAACAUGGGGAAUGGUGGAGGGAAAUAGCCAUUAGUAGGUCGGUAGGCUGCUGCUCUCUGUUCACUUCCGCUUCAAUUUCAGAACACAGAGAGGUGCAGAGGUCAGAGAGAGAGAGAGAGGGUGUCUUUCACUUUUGACUUGGAUAACAGCAAUUGCGCUAUUGUGCUGCUGAAGGCAUUUGCAGUCGUUGUUUUGGUUUGAAGUUGUUGGACGCAUUCAUAAUGUUGGAUUGGCGGGUGUGAUGUAGUAGGGAUGGAAUGGAAUGGAAUUCAUCUCAAUUGAAGAUUGAAGUCUGAACUCAAUAACCCCCACCAGCCGCACGUUAAGCGCAAGGGAGGCUGUUGUUUAUUUCAACUUUUAAAUUUUGAUAAAUUUACACAUAAAAAUUGCAAUAAAUUCUAAAAGUAGACUAGCUGUGAAGGCACUACCCCCCAAUCUGUAACAAAUUUACUUUCAAUUACUUUUUGAUAAUGGCAAUGAUCUUAUUGCAAUAAGAAAACUAACACAAAACUGUACAAACGAAAGCAAAGAAGAUCAAAAGGAUUGGUCCCCCAAAGCGGAAGAAGCAAAGGAAACAAAAGAAAAGAAAUCGGAAGAAUUCCCAGAAUACAGUAAAAAUUAAACAUAAUUCCCGUAAUACAUAAGAUUUAUAAACUUUUCCCAAAUUAUCCAAGUUUCAAAUGGUUCGAGUCCCAUAAACUCAAACAACUAUCAAGUUCGACGAUGAAGAACUCGAACUGGAAUCAGAUCGAGUUCCUAAAACUCGAUCAACAUUAGUUCGAUUUUGGAGAAAUCGAUCAAGGUAGACCAAUGACAAAGGACUCGAUCAUAGUAGAUCGAGUUUGGAUAACUCGAUCCAGCAAGAUCGAUGCCAAAAACCUCGAUCUAGUAAAACGACUUUAAAGCACUUGAUCCAUAUCUGCACAAGAUCGAUGCUUUAAAACUCGAACAACCUAAAUCGAUUCCAAUGGGCUCGAACUACUGGUCAACCGAUAUGCUUCAGGAUAGGGUUGUAGGGAUAAGAUUCUUUGUUGUCAUAGAUCGAGUUUUAGGGACUCGAACUAGGGUAGUUCGAUUACACUGAACUCGAACCACUGCUCAAUCAUUCUGUCCAGUCACUUUCGGUCUGACAUGCUCCAGAAUAGGGUGCAGGGGUAAAAUUAUUGGUUGCCCUUGAUCGAGUUUAAUGGACUCGAACUAGUGUAGUUCGAGUUUUUUGGACUCGAACCACUCCAUCAGUUUACGAGGAUAAAAAGCCAUCACUUAG
Linum trigynum is the source of this 3497-nucleotide messenger RNA. The record is from the annotation of a GenBank genome assembly. NCBI's taxonomy places the organism in Eukaryota, Viridiplantae, Streptophyta, Magnoliopsida, Malpighiales, Linaceae.